GUCAUGCCUUCGGUUCUCCGCUGACAUAUGUGCUCAAGUGCAUUGAGGAAGGUUGCUCGAUGAGCUUCAGCGAGUGGCUCACAACCGAAGCAGUCCGCUCCGCCGCCACGAGCCUGGCGGUCUGGGCUGCGAAGCCCGAGUGUCCGCCGUGCACCUGCAAGCCAUCGCUGGUGUGCGGCAGCGGGUCGGAGCCUCAGAGGCUGGACUGCCCACACCAGGUGGGGACCUGGCCGCUAUCGGCCGUCGUGCUGGCCGCGGUGCUGGGCCUGGCCGCUGGCGCGCUGCUGGGCCUUUGGUCCAGUGAGGCCAUGUCGGCGGCGGCCGCUGCGGCCGCGGGCCAUCCCCUCGCCCGCCUCGGCCUGGAUGAGGGGGACUUCAUCUUGAUCCGAUACCAGGUCGGGGGGGCGAGGAUCUGGCAUGAGCGCCUCCUCCUGGCCUUCCAACCUGUCGAGCCCUUUGGGUGCGGGAUCCUGACCCCGGACGGGCACGACUACGUCGAGAUCAUCGCAAAUGGAGGCGCGGACGUGGCCGAGUUCUGCAUCACAGCUGGAGGCGCCGCCGGAGGCAUCUCGGCGGCGACUGGAGGGGACCAGGUCUACCGGUUCCGCGCCCUGCCUCUGCCGGCGGCCGUCGCUGCCGCGGCCACCGCCACUCGGGGCACGCUCGGGCUCGCUCAGGGUCCGGCCGUGGCCCUGAACACCGUGGGCCGGGUCAUCGAGCCGCCAGCUGUCGCUCCUGCUGCUGCUGGUGUCCCUGCCGCCGCGGGCGGCCCGGCCGCUGGCGGCGUGGCGGGCCUCGCGGCGGCCCUGGGGGCGCCCGCUGCGGUCGGUGCGGCGGCCCUUGGAGCAGCGGCAGGCGCGCUCGUGCCGGCCGCAGCGCCCGCUGGGGCCGCGCUGGGAGGCGGCCUUGUGCCGGUGGCCGGCGCCCUCGCGGCUGGCGCCCCGCUGGCCGCCGGGCCCGUGGGCGUCCCCGCUCCCGCAGCCGCCGCGCCCGCCGCAGCGGCCGCCGCACCUGGAUGGGCCGACAUAGGGGCGGGCGCCCUGGCGAAUGCUUUCGCUGCAGUAGCGGCGGCCCCUGGCGGCGACGCACGGAUGCAAGCCAUCGUCCAGGACUCCCAGGGGGUCCGUUACGUCGACUUCAGGACGGCCGUGAUGAGGAUGCACGAGUUGCCUUGGCAUGACUGGCCGCUCAAAGGGCCAAGGACGUUGUUGUGGGUGCUGAACUACAUCUGCCGCAACGGUGGCACACCGCUCGGGCGCCACACCAAGUGGAAGGCUGAGGCCUACCUGGACGACGAGGAUCCAGGAGUGGACGUGCACUUGCUGUGCUGCAGGCUGUUGGAGUUCGGUGUCGUGUAUGAUCAGACCCACGCGACCAAUCUAGCGUCGAUGGAGCUGGUUGGCCGCACGCUCCAGACCCAGGAGGAGCUGUACCGCGACAGGUUCGCGCCCACGUCCGAGCAUGGGAACGACGCCGCGCUGCUGUCCGGCGUCCAGGAUGCGGGCAGCGGCAUCUGCAUGGCCCCGGCGCUGCGCGACUGGCUGGCUGCUGAGAAGUCGCGCGAGGCGGCGAUCGCCAAGGAACGGCGCAAGGCCCCCGGCCGCCAGGGACACGACGCCAGCGCGACGUUUUCCCGCUGCCGGUCACACCGACCGCUGCUCCGCGAGUUGUGGAGCCUGGCGGGCGACGCGCUGCUCGUCGGCGCGGCCAUCAUGCAUAUCGACCGAUGCGUCAAGGAGCUGGGCGCGCCGCCGCCCGAGUUCAGGGACACGCGUGCUGGUCAAGACGGGGCCCUCCGGGAGCUCCUCUCCUGCGCCAACCUGUACGGUUCGGGCGCCGCCUCGUCGUCCCCCUACGUCCGCGACCGAGUCGCAUGGCCCGCUGGUGGUGCCGCGCCCGUCGAGCUUGUCGAGUUGGUGCAGCCCCAUGACAAGGCCUGGCUGGAGGGAUGGCAGAGCCAUAUGCUUCGAGAUCGGCAGUCCGCCGAGGCCUUGGCACGUUCGGCCUGCCCGCACGGGCCGUACUGCGACCCGAACCUGUUCCGGGACGCGAUCGCCUAUGGCCAGUUUUUGAUGGAGAUGCACCAGAGGCAGAUGGUUACUUUCGCGGCUGUACUCACGGUGCUCCACAGCGCCUACGGCUUCGUGGCGGCUUACGGCGAGAGGCAGGGCAGCUCGGUGUUCAUCACGUUAGCCCUGUGGGCGGUCAAGCAGGGGGACCCCUACAAGGAGCUCAUGGGCCAGCACGGGGACCCCUACGUGGAGCACGUGGGCCUGCAUGAGGGCCCCUUCAUCUCCAAGGGCCAGCACGGGGACCCCCACGUGGAGCUCAAGAUAGACAACAGCCUCACGCGUGCCAAUGCCUCUUACGUCGAGGGCGACUCUUGGGACAUGGAGGAGGUUCCUGGGCACCUUACUCGCAUGGAUGCCUGGAAGUCAGUCUCGGCGCAGUCGGUCUCCACGGGGGCCAACAUACUGUACCUGGAGGGGGAGGCCCUGGUCACGUCCUAUCGACCCGCACUGGCCGUCGCGGCGCUCGGCCUUCUGCUCGGGUUUCUGGCACGCGAGGCGCAGGCCAUGCAGAGGCAGAUGGCCCCUACGUCUCCAGUUCGGACUCGUCAGCGCGCCCAGCUGGCGGCGGCGGCGGCGCGCGGGCGGCCUCUGGUGGGCGCCCUGACGCUCCUGGAGCAGCUGUCCGUAUGGCCAAACACGGAGGCCAUGUACAGGCGGCUCCUGCAGACGUUCCUCACGUAUUGCUGGGUCCACCGCCGGGACUGGAGCCACUCGCGCGAGCUGGACUGCCUGCUCGUCGAGUACUGCACCUUUCGCUACAUCGCGGAGGCGGUGCCGAGCGUCGGACCGCAGACGGUGGCAGCGCUGACGCUCUUCACGCCGGGGCUCCACAGGCGGGUGGGCUCGCCUUGGCCCCGCGCCUCACGCGCGCUGCAGGCGCGGCGGAGGCUGGCCAUGACCCGCCCGCGUUCGCCCAUCCCGAGGGCGGUCAUGUUCGUGCUGGUGAACGUCCGGAUCGCCUGGCAGCAGGCGCCGAGGGCGGCGCGGCUGGCGAGGCCGUUCUCGGUAUACCUCAUGUCCGCCGAGACUCAGCGGCUGCCCACGGACAGCAUCGUGGAGCCCUCGGCGCCAGCGGGCCCAGCCUACCAGUUCUGGCACCUUCUCCUCCCCCCCGCAGGCCGCGGGCAGGCGGGCGAGACGGGUGCCUUCGACGAAAGCGACGACCUUUUGUCCCGGUGGAGGUCGCAGGAGCAGGUUUACCAGCGAGGCUGUUGGGCUGUGCCAUCAUCGAGGAUGAGGUACGCGAAGGGGACGGCCCUCUUCCGCGAGCUGAGGGGCGUGCUUUCGACCAUGUACGUAUUCGGCGACCUGGCCGCGCAGAGCUCCGCGCUGCUGAUCGAGAAGGGCUGCGCGGGCGCGGGGCUGCAGCGGCGCACUCCGGCCAGCUUACUGGAGGCGCUCAUGGGCGGGCGUCAGCGGCCGCGGCUGGGCAGCUCCGAGUGCGCCGACCACCUGCGGCGCCGCUUCAAGGCUGCGGUCAGCCGCGGCUCGCUGUGCCGGCGUCGGGUGGUUCUGGAGCUUUUCUGCGGCAGUGGCCAUUUCUCUGCUGCCGCCCGCCGCCUGGGCUUGUCGGCGCUCGGCCUGGACCUCCGGCUGUCGCCGCUGGAGGACCACUGCCGCCGCGAUUUCGAGCGGGUGGUGUCCGGCUGGCUUCGCAGCCGCGCCGUGGCAGCCGUCUUCCUAGGUCAUGCCUUCGGUUCUCCGCUGACAUAUGUGCUCAAGUGCAUUGAGGAAGGUUGCUCGAUGAGCUUCAGCGAGUGGCUCACAACCGAAGCAGUCCGCUCCGCCGCCACGAGCCUGGCGGUCUGGGCUGCGAAGCCCGAGUGUCCGCCGUGCACCUGCAAGCCAUCGCUGGUGUGCGGCAGCGGGUCGGAGCCUCAGAGGCUGGACUGCCCACACCAGGUGGGGACCUGGCCGCUAUCGGCCGUCGUGCUGGCCGCGGUGCUGGGCCUGGCCGCUGGCGCGCUGCUGGGCCUUUGGUCCAGUGAGGCCAUGUCGGCGGCGGCCGCUGCGGCCGCGGGCCAUCCCCUCGCCCGCCUCGGCCUGGAUGAGGGGGACUUCAUCUUGAUCCGAUACCAGGUCGGGGGGGCGAGGAUCUGGCAUGAGCGCCUCCUCCUGGCCUUCCAACCUGUCGAGCCCUUUGGGUGCGGGAUCCUGACCCCGGACGGGCACGACUACGUCGAGAUCAUCGCAAAUGGAGGCGCGGACGUGGCCGAGUUCUGCAUCACAGCUGGAGGCGCCGCCGGAGGCAUCUCGGCGGCGACUGGAGGGGACCAGGUCUACCGGUUCCGCGCCCUGCCUCUGCCGGCGGCCGUCGCUGCCGCGGCCACCGCCACUCGGGGCACGCUCGGGCUCGCUCAGGGUCCGGCCGUGGCCCUGAACACCGUGGGCCGGGUCAUCGAGCCGCCAGCUGUCGCUCCUGCUGCUGCUGGUGUCCCUGCCGCCGCGGGCGGCCCGGCCGCUGGCGGCGUGGCGGGCCUCGCGGCGGCCCUGGGGGCGCCCGCUGCGGUCGGUGCGGCGGCCCUUGGAGCAGCGGCAGGCGCGCUCGUGCCGGCCGCAGCGCCCGCUGGGGCCGCGCUGGGAGGCGGCCUUGUGCCGGUGGCCGGCGCCCUCGCGGCUGGCGCCCCGCUGGCCGCCGGGCCCGUGGGCGUCCCCGCUCCCGCAGCCGCCGCGCCCGCCGCAGCGGCCGCCGCACCUGGAUGGGCCGACAUAGGGGCGGGCGCCCUGGCGAAUGCUUUCGCUGCAGUAGCGGCGGCCCCUGGCGGCGACGCACGGAUGCAAGCCAUCGUCCAGGACUCCCAGGGGGUCCGUUACGUCGACUUCAGGACGGCCGUGAUGAGGAUGCACGAGUUGCCUUGGCAUGACUGGCCGCUCAAAGGGCCAAGGACGUUGUUGUGGGUGCUGAACUACAUCUGCCGCAACGGUGGCACACCGCUCGGGCGCCACACCAAGUGGAAGGCUGAGGCCUACCUGGACGACGAGGAUCCAGGAGUGGACGUGCACUUGCUGUGCUGCAGGCUGUUGGAGUUCGGUGUCGUGUAUGAUCAGACCCACGCGACCAAUCUAGCGUCGAUGGAGCUGGUUGGCCGCACGCUCCAGACCCAGGAGGAGCUGUACCGCGACAGGUUCGCGCCCACGUCCGAGCAUGGGAACGACGCCGCGCUGCUGUCCGGCGUCCAGGAUGCGGGCAGCGGCAUCUGCAUGGCCCCGGCGCUGCGCGACUGGCUGGCUGCUGAGAAGUCGCGCGAGGCGGCGAUCGCCAAGGAACGGCGCAAGGCCGUGGCCGCGGCGGCCGAGGCCGAGGGCGACGGGGCCGUGGGGGCGGCAAUACCCCAG
Messenger RNA from Prorocentrum cordatum, 5408 nucleotides. Lineage: Eukaryota; Dinophyceae; Prorocentrales; Prorocentraceae. The record is from the annotation of a GenBank genome assembly.